Messenger RNA from Aspergillus sclerotioniger CBS 115572, 2249 nucleotides. Its product is annotated as ABC1 kinase family protein. The record is from RefSeq and is a predicted model, not a curated record. Bases 123 to 1991 code for a protein of 622 amino acids. Lineage: Eukaryota; Fungi; Ascomycota; Eurotiomycetes; Eurotiales; Aspergillaceae. Gene Ontology annotation, biological process: lipid homeostasis; mitochondrion organization. The transcript is spliced from 4 exons. Gene Ontology annotation, cellular component: mitochondrial inner membrane.
CCAGUUCCUCUCCCCCUACAUUCGUCCCGAGGGCUUCGUGCUGGCACGAAUGAUCACGCCGUCCGGUUCACUGCUGCUCUCGACUUGUGGUCGCUCUCCAGACGGCGUUGUUGGUGAUCGGGAUGAGGGCGGCGCUCCGCAUUCCGCUGCGGGCUUCCAAUUUUGAUCCCGCGGCGGUCAUACGAUCCUCUUCGAAGCCUUCCCUCGCUAUCCCUUCUGCCAAUGCUGCUCCGACGGUGUUUCUCCCCCGUCGGUUGAUCUCCAGCUCGACUGCAUCGUCUCCCGCUCUAUGCUCGCAGCGCUUCACCGGCCGUCUCGCCCCUUCCGUACCCCGGGCCACCUAUGCCACCCGCACGUCUCCGUUAUUCGAGUCGCCAAAAGCAGAACAACAUGACAGGAAACAGUCCGGCUCGGGUCAAUCGCGCCGCAAGGUCAUUAAGUAUGCUGUGAUUGGGGGUACAAUUGUCGUUGGAGCGGUGGUGUUCUCGGAUCAAGUCCAGCAUCUCUACCGUGCGGCGGCGAGGACAGGAAGAGUGGUGGGCACAUUGGCGGUUUGCAUCAAUGAUUACCGGGUGACUCUCAAGCAAGAAACCUCCACGCCGGAGGAACGGAGCGAUGCGAUUCGAGCCUGCCACAAACGUUGCGCGGAACGGACUCUACGGGUUCUCGAGAAGAAUGGAUCAAUCUUUAUCAAACUGGGACAACACUUGAGUAGCAUGGGUUAUCUGCUUCCGAUUGAAUGGACUACAACGUUCAUCCCACUCCAGGACAAAUGCCCCGUAUCGUCGAUUGAAUCUAUUGAGAAAAUGUUCGUGGCCGAUACGGGACGUCCCAUCGACGAGCUGUUUUCGUCUUUCGAUCCGGAACCCAUUGGUGCUGCUUCUCUGGCGCAGGUGCAUAUCGGUACGCUGAAGGAGACGGGUCAGAAGGUCGCGGUCAAAGUGCAGCAUCCGGCGCUGGCGGAAUGGGUACCCUUGGACCUGGCGUUGACUCGGUUUACUUUCUCGAUGCUGAAACGAUUCUUCCCGGAAUAUGAUCUGGAAUGGCUCUCGCGGGAAAUGGACCUGUCUCUGCCCCAGGAGCUGGAUUUCCGGAUGGAGGCCGAGAAUGCCACGCGGGCGAGCGAGUACUUCAAGAAGCACUCGGAUGCUCCGUUGGUUAUCCCUGAAGUUAUGUGGUCUCAGAAACGUAUCCUGGUCAUGGAGUUCAUCUCCGGACGACGACCCGACGAUCUGGAAUUCCUCGACUCGAACCACAUUGACCGCGACGAAGUCUCCGCGGCUCUGGCACACAUCUUCAACGAGAUGAUCUUCGGUGACAACGCGCCCCUGCACUGCGAUCCCCACGGCGGCAACAUCGCCAUCCGUCUGAACCCUAACCGCCGUCGGCACAACUUCGACAUCGUCCUCUACGACCACGGCCUAUACCGCGAUAUUCCCCAGGACCUUCGCCGCAACUACGCUAAGCUCUGGCUGGCCGUGAUCGAAUCCGACCUACCUCGCAUGCGCGAGUACGCCCGCAAGGUUGCCGGUAUCACGGACGAGCAGUUCCCUCUCUUCGCCAGCGCCAUCACCGGCCGCGACUACAUGGUGCUCAAGAACAAGGACAUUACAUCGGCCCGGACAUCGGCCGAGCGAGACAGCAUGUCGGGCUCUCUAGCAGAUGGUCUACUACAACAACUCGUUGAACUACUGGGCCAAGUACCCCGGAUCAUCCUGCUGAUCCUCAAGACCAACGACCUGACCCGCAGCCUCGACGAGAACCUGCACACCCGCCAAGGCCCCGUGCGCACCUUUCUAAUCCUCGCCCGCUACGCCACCCGCACUGUCUUCGAAGAGCAAAUAGACUCGGUCCACGAAUCCGGCGGCCUCCUCCGCCCGCGCAACUUCUGGCGCUUCCUCUGCGCCUGGACGGGAUAUCUACGCGUGGAGUUGAAGUUAUCGGUCUAUGAGACUUUGUUGGCCCUAAAGAGUCGGUUUGGGUUCGUUUGAUCCUUAUUUGUAUAUUCUCCUUCACCCCCUUUCAUCUUUCCUUCUAUCUUUUAUCCGUGCAGUAUGUAAGUAAUUUUGAUAUUGACUAGACGGCAUGGCAUGGCAUGGCAUGCAUGUGGUGUUGUGCACUGGCGUUUUUCUUUUAUUCAUAUUGUUGUUAGACCUGCUUUGUUUUUUGCUAUAUAUUGCAAAAGAAGCUGUAUACUUACCCAUCUAUUUUUAUAUCUAUCUAUCUAUAUAGAAUUUUCCUUGACUAGC